CUUGUUUCCAUGUGAUUUGCCACGUCAAUAUUUUCGUCCACAAAUUCGACGCCAGUACCAACUUCGACGAGAAAGGUCAUAACUCAUUACUCAAGGACUCCAUUGCAUGAAAUAAGUUCAGCGAGGGACCUGAUUAGACAAUAGAUGAAAAUUCAGGACCUUGGGAGUGCCUCAAGACUUUGGAUGGUCCCUUGAAGAAGCACAUCACAGAAAUCAUCGAAGCUCAUCUGCGUCAGGUUGGUCGAGUUCUUGCUGAAUUCUUUCGAUCUCGCUCCGCUCUUCCUCCUCCUCGAUCCACCGCAAGCGAGAACUUGGCAGCGUUUCCGAAUGUCGGACUUGUGAGACUCGGCAUUUCAAGUACGGGGGGAAGAUUUUAAGGAAUCGGCCAAUCUCUCGGCUUCGCUGCGCGAGAGACCAUGAAUUCUGGAUCGCACGACGUGCUCAAUGCGGUGCUGCCGCUGCUGAAGCUCCUCACCAUAACGCUGAUCGGCCUCCUCCUCGCCCACCCAAGAUUCAAGAUCGCCCCCAAGUCCACUUUCAGGCUGCUUAGCAAGCUCGUGUUCGCUCUGUUCUUGCCCUGCUUGAUCUUCACCCACCUCGGCCCCUGCAUUUCGUACAAGAGCAUCGUCCGGUGGUGGUUCAUUCCCGUGAACAUCUUGGUCAGCACCGGCAUUGGGUGUGUCCUGGGAUUCGUGGUUGCGCUGAUAUGCCGACCGCCGCCCGAAUUCUUCCGGUUCACUGUGAUCAUGACCGCGUUUGGGAACACAGGCAAUCUUCCUCUGGCAGUCGUCUCGUCGGUGUGUCAUAAUGUGGAGAACCCGUUCGGUCCGGAAUGCUAUGGCCCCGCCGUGGCCUAUGUCUCGUUCUCGCAGUGGGUGUCGGUCCUGUUGGUCUAUACUCUAGUGUACCACAUGAUGGAGCCGCCACUGGAGUUCUACGAGGUCAUCGAUGAUAGAGUCGAGAUACCUGAAAUACAUGAAAUAACCGAAGAAGAUUUCGAGAGACCAUCGAUCAACGGGGACGCGCUCGCCAGCGAUCUGAGCAGGCCGCUCUUAGUUGAAGCCGAAUGGCCUGGAAUUGAAGAUAAAGAGACCGAGCAUUGCAAGACGCCCUUCAUUGCAAGGCUGUUCAAUAGCAUACCGGGCUUUUCACACACCGCACUUCCGGACCCUGGUCCGCCGGAGGCCGACGGUGAAAACAGCCCGAAGUCCGUGAGGUGCUUAACUGAGCCGAAGGUGAUUCGGAAGAUCAGAAUCGUUGCCGAGAAGACCCCGAUUCACCACAUCCUUCAACCCGCGAUCAUAGCAUCCAUCUUAGCUAUAUUCGUAGGGAUGAUUCCUAAACUCAAGGACUUAUGCUUCGGAGACGACGCCGUGCUCGGCUUCCUCACGGACAGUUUGGACAUCAUGGCGGGUGCGAUGGUGCCCUCAGCAAUGCUCGUCCUAGGGGGAAUGCUCGCCGAGGGCCCCAACGAGUCGAGGCUCGGCCUCCGCACCUCGAUUGGGAUCAUGGUCGCCCGGCUGCUGGUGCUUCCCCUGCUGGGCAUCGGUGUGGUACUCCUGGCCGACAGGUGGGGCUUGCUGAUGCCUGGGGACGAGCUCUACAAGUUCGUGCUCCUGCUGCAGUACACGACGCCGAGCGCCAUCUUGCUCGGCGCGAUCGCGAGCCUGCGGGGCUAUGCCGUGAGCGAGGCCUCGGCGCUCCUCUUCUGGCAGCAUGUGCUGGCUCUGGUCUCUCUGUCCGUGUACCUGACGGUCUACUUCAAGUGGUUUCUGUCUUCCAGUUGAGAUUUUGUACAAAAAGGGUGCUUUUGAAAUGUUGGCCAUAAGCUCAUGUAUUGCCCCGAUUCAACUCAUGUAAUCUCACAGGCAUGUGGUGCCUAUAUUCUUUGUUUGGCUUUGGAAGA
Molecule: messenger RNA, 1906 nt
Organism: Eucalyptus grandis
Lineage: Eukaryota; Viridiplantae; Streptophyta; Magnoliopsida; Myrtales; Myrtaceae
Product: protein PIN-LIKES 2
Exons: 2
Coding region: 417-1787 (456 amino acids)
Biological process (GO): endoplasmic reticulum to cytosol auxin transport
Cellular component (GO): membrane
Source: RefSeq, a predicted model, not a curated record